AGCGCCGCAGCGCCACGUCGGCAGAUCAGCGCGACACUACAGCACACAUACAAUUUAAACACACAUCUGAUAAUUGUUUAAGUGAAUUUGAAAGGUAAUGAAGUGACAGAAACAUCAGCAGAAGAGAAGAGCAUCAUGGUGAAGAGUGUGAAUUCAGAUGUUCAAUCGAAAAGUGAAACAUAUGAAGGGACGGAACUGGAACAUAUAGAGACCGGUCCAAACACAGCAGAUGUCGCCAAGGAGCACUCUGCGGCUCCGCCUGGGAUGAUUUGGCGGGUCACCGGUGGUCUUUUUAGCGUCACGAAGGGCGUGGUCGGAGCCACAGUGGGCGGAGUCACCUGGCUGGGUGGUAAAGGUCUGGAAAUCACCAAAUCAGCUGUGACAGCUGUCCCGUCGGUGGGCGUCGGCCUAGUGAAGGGCGGGGUUUCUGCAGUGGCAGGGGGCGUGUCCACAGUGGGGUCGACAGUAGCUAAUAAAGUUCCAUUCACGGCGAAGAGGAAAGACAAAUCGGAAUGAGAAGAUUUAAGAUGUUAUGUUGGUGAGGUCAUCACCUUUGAGCCAGAACACUUGUUUGAUGCUCAGUUGUUGUGCGAAAGCGCACAAUUUGCUGUCCGCGUGUCCGUUUUUAGCUUUUUUAUUUUUUUUAGUCUUUCUGCUCUGUUUUAAUGUUUUGUUCAACAGCUUUCAAUUUCAGAGCUUCAUUGUUGGACACCAAAACCGCUGGUCAGAUGCAUUUAAAGGUGAUGGAUAUUUUUUAUUUUCACACAUCAACAUCCGAUACAUUUCUACAAAGGGAAGCUUAGUAAAUUAAGUGCAUAUUGUGUUUGUUUGAUUGUUUUGGUAGAACAUUAAUGCCAAAAUCAUUAAGGCUUGAUUUCAAAUGUAAAAUGUUUAAUGCUGUUUUGUCUUUGUUUCUACGAACAAAGACGCAUUUAAUAACGAUGUGACCCUCAACACACAGAUAUGUGCCUUAUUUUGUGUAUCUCUAAACACUUUCUUUAUUGUAGUGGUUACCACAUUUCAUCUUACUUCUACUGGUGUGUUACCUGUCAGACUGUGUUUAUGAAGUCCAAUUUUUAAUAUAAUAAAGACAUGUAAAAGA
This is a messenger RNA of Myxocyprinus asiaticus (Chinese sucker), 1102 nucleotides long. RefSeq lists its product as uncharacterized. The record is from RefSeq and is a predicted model, not a curated record. Lineage: Eukaryota; Metazoa; Chordata; Actinopteri; Cypriniformes; Catostomidae. The transcript has 3 exons. The coding region runs from base 136 to 516 and encodes 126 amino acids.